Fundulus heteroclitus (mummichog) is the source of this 3141-nucleotide messenger RNA. It is a transcript of the gene azin1b, whose product is annotated as antizyme inhibitor 1b. The transcript has 11 exons. Gene Ontology annotation, molecular function: ornithine decarboxylase activity; ornithine decarboxylase activator activity. Lineage: Eukaryota; Metazoa; Chordata; Actinopteri; Cyprinodontiformes; Fundulidae. The coding region runs from base 438 to 1745 and encodes 435 amino acids. The record is from RefSeq and is a predicted model, not a curated record. Gene Ontology annotation, biological process: positive regulation of polyamine transmembrane transport; negative regulation of protein catabolic process. Gene Ontology annotation, cellular component: cytoplasm.
GCCGCUGCUCGUCUUCCAGUAGUUCUCCGCCCACCGACAGAGAGAGAGGACGCAGCUUAGCUAACGCGGGUUCCCGAGCGAAACAUAUGGCAAAAAUAGCCUCCUUUCUUUCUUUCAACGUUGGGCCCACUACUCUUUAAAAAUUCCGCCGAAAAAGAGAAGACGAUUUUCCAAAUCCUUUCGGCCGUUAUCUCACGGCUCCCCUGUCUCUGUACAGGCGUAUGAGCGCUACCCAGAGGGCCUAGGGGCGGCCCUUUACAGGGAGCACUUUGACUUCAACGCUGAGCCACCUUGGGAUCCUAGCUGAUAGCGGGACAGGUCCAUCUCCUGACUUGUCCAUUUUGUUGCAUACCGGCAGGACCCCAUUGGCUCAGUCGUGACCCCUUCGCUUGUUUACUACUUCUUUAUGAUCGUCGGCUUAGUGGAAAACGGUUAAGAUGAAAGGAUUCCCUGACAAACCAAGUUACAUCCUUGAACUCCUGGAGGGAGGAGUUACUCUGGAAGACGUCAUUGAUGGACACAUCUGCGAACAGGAUCAGGUGGAGAAAAGCGCGUUUGUGGUGGGCGACCUCGGCGCGCUGAUGCGCCAGCACACGUGCUGGCAGAGCGUGGUGCCGCGGCUCCAGCCUUACUACCCUGUCAGGUGCAACAGCAGCCCCGCAGUCAUCGAGGUGCUGGCCUCUUUUGGCCUGGGCUUUGUUUGUGCCAACAAGGCUGAGGUGAGUCUGGUUCUGGACCACGGCGUGCCCCCAGAAAACAUCAUUCUGUCAAGUGCUUUUAAGCAGCUAGCACACCUCAAGUAUGCCGCCAAGAACGGCAUACAGCAUCUCGUGUGUGAGAACGAGGCAGAGUUGUCCAAGAUUGCUCGCCUGCACCCUGAUGCAAAGCUGCUGUUGCAGUUGACUACCGAGGAGCACGCGGCAGAGACCAGCAUGCCCUUUGGCUUCUCACUGAAGAGCUGCAGACAUCUGCUGGAGACGGCCAAGGAGCUGGGGGUCCAGGUGGCCGGAGCCGCCUUCCACAUCCCGAGCUCCUGCCAGGACCCGCAGCAGGCCUACACCCGCGCGCUGUCGGACGCUCGCUGUGUGUUUGACAUGGGGCUGGAUCUGGGCUUUAACAUGCACAUCCUGGAUAUCGGUGGUGGAUUUACUGGUUCGGAGCUUCAGCUCAAACAGGUUGAGUCUGCAGUCCGGCCUCUCCUGGAUGCUUACUUCCCCCAGCGAUCCGGUGUGCAGGUUCUGGCCCAGCCUGGCUGCUUCUACGUGGCCUCUGCUUUCACCCUGGCUGUCGGUGUAAUUGGCAAGGAGGUGGUGACCCGCCGCUGGGACAGCUUGUCUCAAGGUGAGAAGAACGAGGACGCAGAGUUCCUGUACUACAUGAACGAGGGCGUUUAUGGUUCGUUCAGCCACAAACUGCUGGGUAGCCUCAUCACCACCCCAUCAGUGCACAAGCAUGCCCUGUGUGCCGAUGAAGCGGUGUAUCCCAGCAGUCUGUGGGGCCCGUCGCUGGACCAGCUGGACCAGGUGGUGGAGCGCUGCCUUCUGCCCGAGCUCAUGGUGGGAGACUGGCUCCUCUUCUCCAACAUGGGGACAUGCGGUCUGGAGGAGUUCAGCUGCGGCUCCACCUCCAGCCAGCUGCCCGUCUACUACACCAUCUCCACCUCUGACUGGUACGAAAUGCAGGAGGCGGGCGUGGCACUGGACGGCGCCAUGAAGAACUUCUCCAUGCUCCAGUACAGCGCCUAACUACGCUCGGCCCCCCUGUCCUGUUUUGUAUUGCACAGAUGUUCCUUCCUCUGCUUUUCACCAUGUGAGAAGAGAGGUCGGCGCGGUAUUACGGACAAGGGGCUCAACAUUCCAGCCACCGUGGGGGGGAGAAAAAAGCUGUGUCCUAUCAAAGAUUUCCUUCCAGAGUUUGACUUGUGUUUUGUUUGUUUUUUGCUUCUAGAAUGGGAAAAGAGUUUAGUUGUGCGAUACCUCGAUUUAAAUCCCUAAAUUCACCUGGUUGAUAAUCGAAACCCCUGCGACUGAAUCUGUCGGCUAAAAGAGCGUUAGCCUUAGCUCGAGUGAUAUUAUGCAACAAAAUGGACGACUCACCGGAGAUGGGAGCCCAUGCUGUUUUGGGUGGGUUUAUUUUUAAAUCAAAGUCAGUUUACAAAUUGUAUAAUUUAAUCAGUUAAAUUCAAAUCGUCUCUAUUGAUAAUCUGACAGUCUCGUAAACUCCAGCACAUGUUGUCUUUACAUGAUUUUUCGUUUCGUUUUGGAUUCAGUGCUAGUGUUGGAUCUGUUCGUCGAACCCCUUACUUUGUACAGAAACAAUAAUGAUCUAACGUUUCGCUCGGCUGCAGCUCACCUCAGUGUUUUAUUUAUUGGAAUCAAAUAUUACGGUGACAUAUUUCAAACUCCAACUUUAAAUGUGUUUGGUCCAGGUAAUAUGCUGUGGCCUCGUCUAUCAGUGUUUUCCUGAUGACAUAUUUAUGUGGUGGUUAUUUAUUAACUUUUUUUUAAAAAAAACGCUACAGGAUUAGAUGUGCUGUGACCUCAGCGGUUUCCCUCCAUUCAAAAGGGGGCAGCGGGAUUUUUUUUUUUCCUCGUUGUAUGUCCCUUUGCUGAUGCAGAGAAACCACAUAGCAACACACUCCUUGUCUCUAAGAGAGAAGGGGGGUCAGUCUGGUUUAAAAAUGCACAGAUUUGGAUCAAAAGAACCUGAAGCAACCAUCUCUAAGAUCUACACGUCGGUGUCGCUCUCGGUCCUUUACUGAGGACCCCCCCCAAAGCUAGCUAUGUUAGUGAAGUGUGAUCGUAAAAUCUCGUACCAAAAGUACACAAACGUCUAUCUUUAAAGCGAAAGGCACUGAAAGUUAAACACAGGCAUCUCUGGUUAAUUACAUGUUAGAUCUUUCGUUGUGCCUCUUGUAAGACAUGAGCGGCGCAGUGCGGAGCCUCUUGUACAGCUUCAUGUUUGAUAACUUAAUAGGUGAUUUGACUCAGCAGCAGUUUAUAAGAAUCCUGCCCUUGUGUUUUACAAGUGACUAAUGUAUUAAUUGUCUAAGGCACUAAUGGACCAUAGCCUGUUUUGACUGUAAAUUGUGCUUGUUAAAGUAAUGAAAGUGAUUAAUUUAAUACAUUUCUGACUGAAAUA